GCAAAUAGUGUAUGCGGAUCAGAUGCAUUUUCCUCCCAGCAUUAUAUUGGGAGAUUGCAGCCCCUCCCAACCUCUUGCGCUCUUGCUUUUUAAUUUUAUCCGUGUGCCCAAUUUUGGAGCCAGCCCUUCUGAAUCUCUUGGCCAAUCAAGAGACCACACAUUGUUGCCUAAGAGACCCCGGAUGCCAGCGAAAGGAUUUAUAGAUGGUGAUUGGACUACUGACUGGAAAGAAGGGUGGGGGCUGGACAGAGUCAAAGGAAAAGCUGCCAUGGCAACACCAGAGCUUGAGGCUUGAAGAAGGAGAUGAGCUAAAGAGGUAUGGUUUUUCUUAUGGAAAGUAUUCAGUUAUUUCAUGAUGGCAUUUGCACCUCCAAAAAGCAUAGAUGGCCCCAAAAUGCAGACAAAGAUGAGUACCUGGACACCCCUAAACCAUCAGCUUUUGAAUGACCGGGUAUUUGAAGAAAGAAGAGCUCUGCUUGGAAAAUGGUUUGACAAAUGGACAGACUCUCAACGGAGAAGAAUCUUGACAGGCCUGUUAGAACGUUGCUCCCUGGCACAGCAAAAGUUCUGCUGUCGAAAGCUUCAGGAAAAAAUUCCAGCAGAAGCUCUGGAUUUUACUACCAAGCUUCCAAGGGUGUUAUCUUUAUAUAUCUUUUCUUUCUUGGACCCCCGAAGCCUUUGUCGUUGUGCACAGGUGAGCUGGCACUGGAAGAACCUAACUGAGCUGGAUCAGCUCUGGAUGCUCAAAUGUUUACGAUUUAACUGGUACAUCAAUUUCUCUCCAACUCCCUUUGAGCAGGGUAUAUGGAAGAAGCACUACAUUCAAAUGGUAAAAGAACUUCAUGUUACCAAGCCUAAGACACCUCCAAAAGACAGGUUUGUGGUUGCUGACAUUCAACCAGUUACAAGCAGUUCUCCAGAGGAAAAGCAGUUUCCAGCAUCCGCUUUCCGGUCCUCUUCCUCUUUGAGAAAGAAGACUCAGGGGGAGAAAGAACUCCCACCCUGGCGAUCCUCUGACAAACAUCCAACUGAUAUCAUUCGCUUCAAUUACCUGGACAACUGUGAUCCCAUUGUGCAAAUCUGGCAAGGAAGGAGGAAAAGACAUGAAAUGAACCCAGAUUUCAGCCGACAGUCACAUGAUAAGAAAAAUAAAUUGCAGGAUAGAUCUAAACUAAGGAAAGCACAGUCACUGAUAUCCCUGAGUGCAGAACCCAGCCCCGCUCUACAAGUUCCUGCUCAUCUCGCCUGGUCUCCUCAUGGGUGGGCAGGGCUCCCAGCCACCGAAGCAGCAACAAAAAUCCUCACACAGCAUCUCCAGAGGCACUCUGGGCUUCAGGCAAUACCCAUCCAGGCUCCAGAUCCAGAGUCAGUUUAAACCUGUGAAAGGAUUUCGAUAGAAAUGACAAGGUGCUCUACACAUUGGAGAGUUGGAUAUUACUUGGCUCAUCUAUUAGAAACUUUCUGCUUAGGUACCUUCUUGGGAUAGCGAAUUCUACAGUAUUUCAGUGAAAGGUAUUCAUGGCAUAAGUGCUGACAUAUUUACAAACUUAGAUAUAAAUGUGAUGAUAGAUACCAUGCGGUUGAUAAAGGGACACAGGUUAGCAGGGAUGGCCUGCUUUUGAAGAGGCAAAAGGGAAAGGGCCUGUUGUUCUAGAACCCAGGAAGAGCUGUAGCCACAGGAGAGGGGUCAUCCAACGGGAUGUAUUCUGUGUGGUGCUUCAGAAACCAAGGCCUAGUGGGGAAGGAAGAGGGAGAAGACCCAACCCCUCUCACUCCCUGGCCCUCGACACUCUGACAGUGCUUGGCUUUGGUCAAACCUAUCUGGAAGUCAGAGAACAAAGAAGCCUGGGGAGAAAUGUGGCCAGGAGUGGGUCGGAGGGGUGUUUCCCAAGAAGGAAUUACAUUUCCCAAGAAGGAAUUAUAACUGAUAGUCAAGCAACGUAAGUGGGCUCGAAAGAGUAAUUUGGAAAACAGAAAAUGUUACUUAGCUGCAAAAGUAUUAGUCAUACAUUCUAAACUAAACCACCUACUCAUGUACCAUUUCAAGGUCCCAGAAGUUACCAUUCUAAGAUACUAAUUUACCUAAGUAAAGCAGAAUGAUAGAAAAAUAAAUGUUUGUCAAUCGUGCAA
This is a messenger RNA of Prionailurus viverrinus (fishing cat), 2130 nucleotides long. It is a transcript of the gene FBXO16, whose product is annotated as F-box protein 16. The coding region runs from base 353 to 1375 and encodes 340 amino acids. The transcript has 9 exons. The record is from RefSeq and is a predicted model, not a curated record. Gene Ontology annotation, molecular function: protein binding. NCBI's taxonomy places the organism in Eukaryota, Metazoa, Chordata, Mammalia, Carnivora, Felidae.